UCGUUGCUCGAUCAUCACCGCCUUUUGGUCGUCAGGUCUCCACUGCUGUCGUUGUCGUGUCGCGUUUUCAACCGGUCCUUUCCGCGUACACACACACACACACACACAUACAUACACAUUAUUAUGUUCUAAUUGCCAUUGUGUCGAUCGGAGUCGUCGCCAGAGUUGCCCCUGAUCGUUAUGUAAAACGGUCGCAUCUCUGUCAGUAAAGAAAUCACGUGCACGCCGUUUAAAUAUACAUAUUAUUAUACAUAUUGUAUUUUUACAGAAGACAUGAAUCAGACGUGUAAAGUGUGCGAAGAGCCGGCCGCAGGUUUUCAUUUCGGAGCUUUUACGUGUGAAGGUUGCAAGUCUUUUUUCGGACGGGCACACGCCAAUCCAACGAGAGCUGUGACGGAAUGCAAGUCCGGCGGAGGUAAUUGCGUGAUAGACAAGAAAACCCGUACUUCAUGCAAAGGAUGCCGGCUGAAGAAGUGCUUGACUGUGGGCAUGUCGAAAAACGGUUCCCGGUACGGUCGCCGAUCCAACUGGUUCAAAAUGCAUUGUCUCUUACAAGAACAGCAACAGCACAACCGGCACGUCCGAUCGGAAGUGAGAUUUGACACCAGCUCAAUAGCAUCUCUGCUUUUCGCGCCAAAAACUUGGGUUCCUUUGUUGCAAACCAAGUGUUCAGUAUUUCACAAACCAAACGAUGAAGACGAACACCACCGGCCGAUCGACCUCCGAGUACGACAGACUUCCACAACCGAAAACGGCGAUGAUGACAACAAUAACGGUAUAUCCAAAUAUAGAAUUCGAGAGAUCUGGAAACUCUCGAAAGAGGAAAAUCCGCUCAUAGUGCCACUCGACUUAACCCGAAAUAAUAGAGAUCACAUCCGUUUGAACUUGACCUCGUAAAGUUAUAUUUGGAUUUCAUUAGAAAAAACUUAUUAGAUUCUAAUCCAGUAUGAUCUACCACAAGUUUUAAGAUCCCUCCCCUAUUACUACUUCCCUACUGACACACGACUCAUUUAAAAACUGUGUAUAUUCUGAUACUCGUUCAUUUACUACAUAGUUUUUAAUUAUUUAUUGUAAUUAUGAGUCUGUUAAUUAUAAUAUAACGCCAUUAAACGGCACGGCGUAAUAAUUAUUGGUGAUUGUAGUAGGUAUUAUAUUUUGAUCAUUUUAUGUUAGUCAGA
Molecule: messenger RNA, 1178 nt
Organism: Adelges cooleyi (spruce gall adelgid)
Lineage: Eukaryota; Metazoa; Arthropoda; Insecta; Hemiptera; Adelgidae
Product: nuclear receptor ROR-alpha B-like
Exons: 3
Coding region: 274-897 (207 amino acids)
Biological process (GO): regulation of DNA-templated transcription
Molecular function (GO): zinc ion binding; DNA-binding transcription factor activity; sequence-specific DNA binding
Source: RefSeq, a predicted model, not a curated record